Bacillus rossius redtenbacheri is the source of this 1986-nucleotide messenger RNA. RefSeq names its product endo-polygalacturonase-like. Gene Ontology annotation, biological process: carbohydrate metabolic process. The record is from RefSeq and is a predicted model, not a curated record. Gene Ontology annotation, molecular function: polygalacturonase activity. The coding region runs from base 253 to 1482 and encodes 409 amino acids. The transcript has 2 exons. Lineage: Eukaryota; Metazoa; Arthropoda; Insecta; Phasmatodea; Bacillidae.
UUCACCUGUAAGAUCAACUGUUUUGGAGCGAAAAAACAUGACCUAAAAAACUUUUGUUUAGCCAAUCAUAUGUUUUAUCAGCAGAAGUGAGUAAAUAUUUUUAUUUUGUGCCUCAAGUAUCAUGAAAGUGUAAUGUAAUUAUUAUUGCUUUUUCUGAAAGACAAUUUUCAAUUGGAUCAGUGUAAUUUUCGUAUUUAGUCGGCGUGAAGAGAAUCACCAUGUCACGAACUUAUAAACCAGUUCCAGUUGGUCAUGCAACACAGACGUUCGUUUGAUUUCUUCGUCAUCUCCGUGAUCCUGGCCCUGGUCCACGGGGGACUGACUCAGGAUCUGCGGAACGUGACAGAGCCCAAGACCCCGGAGACCUGCAUCUCUCUGAAGGCAAGCGGUGGAGACGACACUGAAGCCAUCCAGAGCGCCCUCAACAACUGCACCCAGGGGAAGGCCGUGGCACUUUCCUCGGGCAUAUUCAAUGCCGGAAACUUCAAGAUACCGUCUGGCGUGAGCCUUCUCGUGGACAACAACGUGACCUUGAAGGCCAUACCUAAUCCGAGAUUAUAUGGUCCUAGUACUUGUGGGACUCUGAACAGUGUUGGUGGUGGAUGCUGGCCUUUCAUCGAGAUUUCUGGAGCUAAAGGGAGUGGGAUCUACGGUAAAGGCACAAUAGAUGGUCAGGGCGACCAGAUAUUGACGGGCAAAAACCACACGUGGUACGAUCUGAUAAUGCAUUCAAGUUCGACAAAACAUCAUAAUAAUCCUAUAAUGUUAAAAAUUAAAAGCUCUGAAGAUAUAACUCUGUACCAGAUCACGCUGAAGAACUCCCCUUCAUUCCACGUUUUCACCUCCGACACAAACGGCUUCACGGUGUGGGGCGUCACGAUUAAGGCCCCUGCGAGCAUCGGAAACACAGAUGCCAUCGACCCGACUGGCUCGCAGAACGUGACGAUCGCCCAUUGCAACAUAAGUGUCGGCGAUGACAACAUAGCCAUCGCAGCCGAACAUGCGCCUGCUAGACACAUCUCCGUACUGAACAACUACUUCGGCUCUGGAAACGGCAUGUGUAUAGGCAGCGGAACGCACAAAGGAGUAAGUGACGUGUUGGUAUCCGGCCUCACUUGUAGUAAAACAAAAAACGGAAUUCACAUAAAGACCGACCGUACUGAUGGCGGAUUGGUGACCCGCAUCACCUACGACAACAUUUGUGUUUAUGAAGCAGUGAAGCCUAUUGAUUUGGACAUGACGUACUUCGGCUAUGUUGGUGCCCGUGAGGCAGAAUACCGUAACAUAACCUUCAACCAUGUGAGAAUGGUCACCAAGGGUAUUUAUAAAUUCCAUGGUCUCAGUGCGUCGAACCCAAUCAUGGUCACGAUGAACGAUGUACACAUUGCUGAAGGUUCGAGAUGGCAUGCCAAUUACGUCAAUAUAACUGGAAAAAUUUUAGUUGACGCUUCAGGGCAUUGUGGAUGGGCUGGCAAUAAUUAAUUUACUUUUCAAAAAAGUAUUUUUUCAAGUAUGUAACUGUAUUUAUGUAAAGGUAGUGGAUGCAUUACUUACAAACAUAUAUGUUCUUCUAUGUGCUGAGGAUUAAGUUUUCUAUACCCUAUCUUAAAUGAUAUGUAUUUAUAUAAGAAAUCUUUUAAUAAAGAAUGAUAUGAAAAGAUUUUUUUUAAACUUUACUAUACUUGGAUGACUUAGUGUUGUCUUAUAAUUCUUGUUUAUAUUCACAAAAUAAGACAUUUAUUUCGCACAUACAAGUAAACCUAUUUUAAAAAAUAAAUAUUUAUACAAUAAAGAAUUUUUUUUCGUAAUUUUGUAAGGCAUAAAUAAUCCUUAAUACAUGUUUAUAUCUAUUUAUUUAUGGAACUAGAACAAUUUUGAAUUUGUAUAGUUUAUAUAUUUGUUAUAGUACAGUUAUAGUUUAUAAUGUUAUAGUUUUGUAAUUUUGAAGAAAAGAUUGUAAAUUUUUUACCAAAAUAAAUACGUUGA